This is a messenger RNA of Achroia grisella, 660 nucleotides long. RefSeq lists its product as uncharacterized. Lineage: Eukaryota; Metazoa; Arthropoda; Insecta; Lepidoptera; Pyralidae. The record is from RefSeq and is a predicted model, not a curated record. The coding region runs from base 1 to 660 and encodes 219 amino acids. The transcript is spliced from 4 exons.
AUGUUAAGUCUAUUAUUUUUGUCUAUUUUGCUUAAAUUAAGAAUUACAUUAGCAGAUUCCAUACAGGACCCAGGUCUCCUCUUUAAUCAUGCUGGAAAAGAAAAUAAAUCAUAUGUUUUAUCAAUUCCUAAAACUACUAAUACUCCAGUAUCAUACAAUGCAACUUAUAUAGAUAAAGCGGAAAAUAUCCUUCGAAUACCAAAUAUUAAGGACAAUUAUGAAGAGCAAAAAAGCAAAAGAAAACUAUUAAAAAAGUCACCGAAAAGAACAAUACAAAAGAUAAUAAAAAAGAGCAAAAGUAGAAGGAAGAUGUAUUUAAAAUCUCCGAUGAUUUCAACUACACAGUCACAUGUGAAGAAAAUAGAAUCAUUGGACCAAAUUCAUAGAAACGAGGAACUAUCAAAAAAGGCAACGAACGAAACAAAAUUUGAUGGAAAUCAGAUGAAACAUCAAAGAAAGUACAAUAGUAAGUUAGUAAGAUAUUCAAUGCCAUUUCAAAAAUUAGCAGCACAUAAGAACACAAAUUUCAACAGAAGGAAUAAAAGGGAAGUAAAAAGAAAAUAUGUUUUUAUAUUAGAAGAUUUGGAUGACAUAGAAUUUUUAAGUGAAAAUAAAGACAGUAAUAUUGUAAAAGCACAUAUAAAGCCGUAUUGGAAAUGA